GGUGACAACCUUCAAAAUUAAAGCCGAUGCAGGGCUUUCCACAGCUAUUCAGACACCGUAAACAAAGCGAUGAUGUUUCAUUUUUUAAAAACAUUUUUGCAUUAAACCAUACUUGAUUGGGGUCGUUAAUAUUACCGUUUGUGAAUUCGGUGUCAAAUUUGGUAUUUCUUAGUUAUUUUUAUAUAUCUUAAACUAGAAAUAAAAAAACAAAGUAACUUUGACAUUCAAAAAAACAAACAAAAAGAGAUUGUGCUGCAACAGAAAAGCCAGUUAAUUAUCGUGCUCUAGGUCAUCUGAUUGUUUUUAAGACACCUUUCUACAUCACAUCUCAACGACGCUCAACGCGCACUGGCUCUCAGGGGGCUUUUAUUGUGAAGUAGGCAGACGCCAGACGAGACGCUGGUGCGGACCCGUCGAUCCACUGGCUCCACUAACGGGACCCCUCCACCUGCCGUGAGUGACGGGCUGGAGCUCAGCUCUCAUGUCAGCGCUGGGCCUGAUGAAAAAGCAGUGUCUGGCAUCUGGGACCCUGUCCUCGGCUUCUCUCAAAAGGAGGUGGAUAAAGAAGAGCAGGGUCGCUCCGUGGGCGCAGCAGGAUGCGCACGGCGACUGUCAGCUGUGCAGGUGUCCUGUGUUUCCCGUGUCCGGCAGCAGUCGCAGCGUUCGGCGGAUUGUGACCGCCUGCGUCCUGUCCUUCCUGGCCCUUCUGGGCUCCGUGACCUUUGACCUCAGCUCCAGCUUUGAGCUGCUGCGCGCCACGGAGGCCGCUCACGACGAGCUGACCUCAUGCAGAACGGCGGCCAUCCUGCAACUCGUCGCUUCGCUUCAGAGGACGAGGCGCGCGUGGACACACAAUGGGACGAUGGAAGGGGGGUUUCCGGAGCUCGUGCUCCCGGCGCUCGGUCGUGUCUGCGGAGAGACGGCGGCUCGUGGGAGGCUAAUGGCCGCCGGCUGUAGCGCCGAGUUGGCUGGAUUUUGCCUGGAGCUCAGACUGAGCGUUGGAGGAUUUCUGAAGGCUGACCUCGAUACAAACAGGACCGGUGGGAACGGUUCCUCCAGGUUCUCGCUGCUCAUUGGGACGCUUCUCGACAUGUGGGGGACGGUGGAGGACGCUCUAGUCAAGGCCAAACUGGACUCCAACUGGAGAGUGGUUCUGUGCGCGCGGCUUCUGACAGCGUUCAUCGAGCUCAACCACCAGCUGAUGGACGCCCCCCCGCUGGCAGCUCACUCUGGCUUCCAGUCCAAUUGGACCCAUGUGCUCAGUUACCUUGGCUUUGCCCGGGUGAUGACUGAACAGCUGAAUGACUGCUGGGUGGAGAAGGUGGACCUCAGGUUCAACUCCAGCCAACAGCGUUCUGCCGUCUUUGACACCAGUCUGUGGCAGAUCUCAGCAGCGGAACCGCAGCUUCUUGCCGGCUCCGAGCCUGGAAUCAGCGCCCUGACCAACACUCGGGGGUGCUUGUUGGACCGCGCGGCGCCGGCUCUCAGGCUGACAUCUCGAUCGGUGGCCUCUGGCCUCAGUAUGAGGAUCUGCCUGCUGACGAUAGCCUGCUUCAUCUACCCAGCGGUCAUGGUCUCGUUCAAGCAGAUGACCGAGUGGAUCCAGAACUACGCCCAGAACCUGAAGGAGAAGACCGAGGACCUGAAGCGCCAGAGGCAGCUGGCCGAGGACCUGCUGCACCAAAUGCUGCCCAAGUCCGUGGCCCGGCAGCUGCGCAAGCACAGGCACGUGGAGGCUGAGAGCUAUGAGAAGGUGACCAUUUUUUUCUCAGACAUCGUGGGCUUCACCUCCAUCUCCGCGUCGUGCACUCCUCUUCAAGUGGUGGAAAUGCUCAACAACCUCUACAUGUGCUUCGACACGCGCAUCGAAUCCUACGACGUCUACAAGGUGGAGACUAUUGGAGACGCGUACAUGGUGGUGAGCGGGCUGCCGGAGAGGAACGGGGACAGACACGCCGAUGAGAUCGCCAAAAUGGCCCUGGACCUGGUAGCAGCCGUCAGACAGGUGGCCAUCCCCCACAUGCCCAACCACAGGCUGCAGCUGCGAGCCGGCAUCCACACGGGUCCGUGUGUGGCAGGAAUAGUGGGCUACAAGAUGCCGAGGUACUGUCUGUUUGGAGACACUGUCAACACGGCCUCUAGGAUGGAGUCCACCAGCCUGCCCCAGAAAAUCCACACCAGUUCAGAAACCUACUUGGCUCUGAUGAAAGACAACGCCUACGAGCUGCAGCUUCGUGGAGAGAUCGACGUUAAGGGCAAAGGCAAAAUGAACACGUACUGGCUGGUGGGACAUAAGAACUACAGUGUGCAGAAUGACAGCCUGGUUUGCCACUGGAACCCCAACAUGUCCCGGAAAAAGAAGGUGGCGGCCGGCAGCGAGGUCUCGGUGGCCACUUCCUCAGUGACCGUGCAGAGCCUGACUGAGAAUGCCGCCACCCCCCUCUCCGACCACUCGCCACCCCGCCCUGUGAAGGAGCGCCCUGGGCUGAGUGUGGAAGCCCAGAUGGAGCCCUACGGCGGCAGCUACGGCACCCUGGGCUCCAUGAUUGGGGGUCUGCAGGGGGGAGACGAGAGCCCUCAACCCAGCCAGCACAAGAGCAGCGCCGGGCUGAAGCCUGACCUGCUGCCCAGAUCCAACCACCACCUGGAACCAUAACAACGCAGAGCAUCCUCAGAUUACGGUCCAUACUGUAGUACAGAUACUACUGAUUUAUGUGAUUGCCUGUUGCCUUAAAGGAGCAGUCCAACUAAAACCCUGACCUGUAGCAGGCUUUAAUGCGUUCUGUCUUGUACUUCCGUCUGUGCUGUAUAUUGGAUGUUGGAUGUGUGUACAGUAUUGGAUGGAUUUUGGUUCCCUCUUGUUGCUGUGAAGUAUAAGUAAAAUCUACUUUCUUUAGUUUCA
Messenger RNA from Betta splendens (Siamese fighting fish), 2902 nucleotides. RefSeq lists its product as uncharacterized. The transcript has 8 exons. Bases 482 to 2656 code for a protein of 724 amino acids. The record is from RefSeq and is a predicted model, not a curated record. Gene Ontology annotation, molecular function: guanylate cyclase activity; peptide receptor activity. Gene Ontology annotation, biological process: cGMP biosynthetic process; receptor guanylyl cyclase signaling pathway; intracellular signal transduction. Lineage: Eukaryota; Metazoa; Chordata; Actinopteri; Anabantiformes; Osphronemidae.